UCACGUGGCUUUCGGAAAUAGCUCCAUGGCCUAUGUGAUUAUGUAUGGGAGAUGUAAUGUUCUCGCUGUCAGAUUACGUCUGAAGCUUGGUCAAGCACAGGAAUGUGAAGCAAUCAUGUGAAGGAACAAUUAAGUAUGAAGUUAAGGAAAUAUCUGAAAACUGUGAAUUUAGAACGAUGCAUCCUUUGUCUGGGAGCAGCCUCAUUUCUUGUGUGGAUAAUUUUAGGUAUGUAUUUCUUGCCCCAAAAUCACGCCACUCAAGAACCUGGUCGACAUUCUGGACGUCACCAGUGGAGGAUAUUUAGGGAAGAUGAUCCAAACCCACUCCUUCAGAAACGCCCACCAUUGCUGUUUGAAAAAUUGUCUGAGAAAGAAAGACAAACCCAUUCACCCCCAAAGGCAGACAAGCAGACACCAUAUUUGAAAAAACAAGAUGGCAGCAAGGGAGCAUCUGUUAAGGAGAAAUUGGAGCAAAUCCACAAGAAGAAACUUAAUGAAGCUGGAUUUAAAGUUGACACCAAGGGAUCAGAGACAUUGCGGGAUCAGCCGAUCGUUAACUCUGACAAUAAACAUAAUCCAGUGCUUAAUAAACUCCUCCAUUUACACCAAAACAAGCUCAACAAAGCUGGCUUUGACGUUCAGUUCAAUCAAGGAAAUGCUCCCAAACUGGCUGGCUUGGACUUACCAAUGAUAAAUUAUAACGUCCACUUAUUUUACUAUCCCUGGUACGGUAAUCCACAAACAGAUGGGAAAUAUUUUCACUGGAAUCACAGGUUUCUCCCGCACUGGAAUAAAGCAGAAAUGGUGAAAUGGCCCCUUGGGAUACACAAGCCACCUGAUGACAUUGGCGCCAACUUCUACCCAUCUCUCGGUCCCUACAGCUCUGGUGAUCCUGAGGUGGUUGAAAAACACAUGAGUGAGAUACGGAGCACAGGAGCAGGAGUGGUGUCGGUGUCCUGGUACCCCCCAAGUGAUGCAGAUGAGGAGGGGAUACCCCCCGACCGACUCAUCCCACUCAUCAUGGAGAAAGCCAACAAGUUCAGUCUGAAGGUGACAUUCCACAUCGAGCCCUACAAGAACAGAAGCCAGCUGACACUGCGAGCAGAUCUCCAGUACAUCCUGAACACAUACGGUCAGCACCCCGCCUUCUUCAGGAUGAUGCACAAAGGGAGGCAACUCCCGUUAUAUUACAUCUACGAUUCCUACCUAGUUCCAGCCAAAGACUGGGCUAAAGUGUUCAGUCCUAAAGGGGAACUGACGGUGCGUGGAACAGAUCUUGAUGGUGUCUUCGUUGGCUUGAUCGUUGAGAAGCGACACAGAGAAGACAUUGUCACGGGAGGCUUUGAUGGCUAUUAUACGUACUUUGCAAGUAAUGGAUUUACUUACGGCAGCACAUGGAGGAAUUGGGGAAUCAUACAAGCCUUUGCCAAGGCAAAGGGUCUUCUGUUUAUACCCAGUGUUGGUCCUGGGUAUGUCGAUACACGAGUGAGGCCUUGGAACAGUAUAAGUACCAAGAGCAGAGAUCACGGGAAAUAUUACGAAAUGUCCUUUGAAGCUGCCGUUAAUGUUAACCCAUCUCUUAUUUCAGUAACUUCCUAUAAUGAAUGGCAUGAGGGCACGCAGAUAGAAUCAGCCGUUCCUAAAAGAAGUGACAAUUAUAUCUAUGAUGAUUAUGCACCAGGAGGUCCACGGUAUUAUCUUGACCUGACAAAGAAAUGGAUUGCACACUACUCAAAGAGAAAGAAAACAGAUCUUUGAUAGUUGAUACAUUUGUUUUGUUUGUCUAUUUUAAAUUAUGACCAUUGUGAUUUUAUAUUUGUAUCUGUUGGGGGAAAGGGUUAUGAGUGUAUUUUGUUAUGAAUGUAUUAAUUUUAUUGAAAUGUCUCAGGAUCUGGUCUGUGAUAUCUUGUAAUGUUAUUCCGAAUCUAACUAUUGAAUCCUCUGUGAUCAUGCUAUGCUGUGUUACAGUUGCACAAGGUGCCACAAUUUGCUGUGUGGAGUUGUGUCCCUUAGUUGUGCCUGAACCUGCUGAUAAUAGGUUAGAAUCCGAAAUUUGUCCUGAUUAAGAUCCUUGAUUUGUCAGCACAAUGCAUGUCAUCCUGUAGGAGCACCUAGUCCAGCUAUAUUUGUGUGGACAAAGCAAGGCUUCCAGGUCCUGCGCUGGUUUUUGUGUUUCAUAUUACUAAACCAUACUAAACCAAUGCCAAUCUUCUCUUGCAAUAGCUGCUAAUCAAACUAGUUCUCUUGAACUUCCUGUUUAUUGAGGGUAAGAUGUGGUACAUAUAGCUCUGUAUUUGUUAAUUCCAGGAAUGACAGUUAUAUUAAUAACCACAGUUCCUGUAUCAUUGUUUGUUCAGCUUCAUCUGAGUGAAAGUGUUGGACUUACGGAUGCUUCUGUACUGACUGACUGACUGUUUUUUUUACUGAUUGGUUGUUCAUCCGAUGUGGUGAUGGGAUUGUCUGGGGGGAGAGAGAGUGAGUGAGUGCAUGUGUGCGUGCGUCUGUGUCUGUCAUCUGUGGCUAUUGUUUUUGUGUACAUCAGUAUGUACAAUUAUUCAGAACAGAACAAAAUUGAUCUUGUUUUAUGA
Molecule: messenger RNA, 2588 nt
Organism: Haliotis rubra (blacklip abalone)
Lineage: Eukaryota; Metazoa; Mollusca; Gastropoda; Lepetellida; Haliotidae
Product: glycoprotein endo-alpha-1,2-mannosidase-like protein
Cellular component (GO): Golgi apparatus
Molecular function (GO): alpha-mannosidase activity
Source: RefSeq, a predicted model, not a curated record